GGGGUAUAUAGAGGGGCCGCUGUGCACCUCGGGGCAGUGCAGCCCAGGGAAGGACACCACUGGCCCUCGAGUGCUUGCAUUGUCUCCUCGACUCUCCACCUUGGUGCCGGCAGACAUGGACAUAACCAUCCAGCACCCCUGGUUCAAACGCGCUCUUGGAUCCUUAUAUCCAAGCCGCCUGUUUGACCAGUUUUUUGGGGAAGGCCUUUUCGAGUAUGACCUCCUGCCUUUCCUCUCCUCCACCAUCAGCCCUUAUUACAGGCAGUCACUCUUCCGCACUGUGUUGGAGUCGGGCAUUUCUGAGCUCAUGACCCAUGUGUGGUUUGAAAUGCACAAACCACAUGCUGGACACCCCAAGAACAACCCUACCAAGGUGAGAUCUGACCGAGACAAGUUUGUUAUCUACCUGGAUGUAAAGCACUUCUCUCCUGAAGAUUUGACUGUGAAGGUGGCCGAUGACUAUGUGGAGAUUCAUGGGAAGCACAGUGAAAGACAGGAUGACCAUGGCUAUAUUUCCCGUGAAUUCCAUCGCCGAUACCGCCUGCCUUCCAACGUGGACCAGGCCUCCAUUUCCUGCUCCCUGUCUGCUGAUGGCAUGCUGACCUUCUCUGGUCCCAAGAUCCACUCCAACAUGGAAUCAAGCCACAGCGAUCGGUCCAUCCCUGUAUCUCGUGAGGAGAAACCCACCUUGGCUCCCUCUUCCUAGGCUGAGGCAGUGUGAGUCCCACAGGCUGCUGUCAGCUGCAGUCUGUACUCACCAAGCCAUUGCAUAGAUACCAGGGGAAAAUGUAGAAAAGUCGGAGUUGGUUUUUUCCUCUGCUCUAGCCUCUCUUCUUGUUGUUGUUUUCAUUUUCUUAGAUGGGACGAAGGUCUGAGAGAGUCUGAGACAUUGGGCCUUGAGGCCUCACCCCUAAAGAGCUGUGAUGUUAGUGAUGACCUAAAUCUAAAUGUUAAAAACCCCAAAUCCCAUCACCUGGCUGUUUGCAGGAAUGGCCAUUGUCCUAUGCUGUUUUUAAUAACAUCUUCGAGUGCCGGAGGGUGUUCCUGGGGUUAACCUCCAGUAAAUCAAAUGAGGGAGAAUCAGCAACUGAGUUGAUCCAGGUAAAGAUCAAUUGAACUGUGGAGAGUAGUUUACCUUUAAUAAAGUGCCUCCAGGGAACUGAAAGGUUCCUCACCUAUGACACAACCGAAUAUUUGCGGAUCACACAGCUGGAUUUUUAGACAGGUGUAUCCCUAUAGUAAGGAUGUUAGUUUCUGUUAGUGAUGCUUCCUAUGACAGCAAGGAGUAGGUGUUUCACAGCUUUGGAGAUUCUGUGAGAGAGUUACAUCAUAGCAUUACGGCUUCAGAUCCCCACUGGGAUCUCAUAAGGCUGCAUGUCUCAGACGAUCUUUCUCAAAAUCUUAAAAUUUCUAACAUAGGUUCACACCAUUUAAGAAUACCACCACUGGCCAUCAAUAAAGUAAAUGUGACAUGAGCAAA
Monodelphis domestica (gray short-tailed opossum) is the source of this 1480-nucleotide messenger RNA. The record is from RefSeq and is a predicted model, not a curated record. NCBI's taxonomy places the organism in Eukaryota, Metazoa, Chordata, Mammalia, Didelphimorphia, Didelphidae.